Molecule: messenger RNA, 1416 nt
Organism: Hirsutella rhossiliensis
Lineage: Eukaryota; Fungi; Ascomycota; Sordariomycetes; Hypocreales; Ophiocordycipitaceae
Exons: 2
Coding region: 1-1416 (471 amino acids)
Source: RefSeq, a predicted model, not a curated record
AUGCAGCGCACCACCACGCCAGGGUCGUCAACGACGCCCGCCUUUCUCAACCUCUCCAUCUUCUCGCCGCCGCACCACCGCAAGUCGCCAUCGUCACGCCCGACGACGCGCGACGGCAUCGAUCCCCUGCACUCGCAUCCGCACAUCCCUCCCGCCCCCGGCUCCGCCCCGCCCUCGUCGAACACCACCUUUGGCCGAGCAGACGUGCGCAAGCCCUCGCUGCCGGCCUCGCCCUCGGCGCGCAAAAUCUCCUUCUCGAGCGCCUCGCCCUUUCGCCGCUCCUCGGCCACCUCACCCGCUGCCGUCUCCUUUGCCUCGUUUGUCACCGAUCCGAGUGCCCCGCCCGCCCUGCCCGACUACGCCCUGUCCUCCGCCGCAAAGGUCCAGCAGGGCCUUGUCACCAGCCCACACAUGAACAUGCCGAGCCGCACCCUCACGACGACGACGACGAAUACCAGCACCACUGCCACUGUUGCUUCGGCGUACAUGCCUCCGCCCACCCCGCUCGGCGUCAAUGGCAGCGGUGGCGGCGGCGGCGGCGGCGGCGUUUCCUCGUCCGUCUCCUCCGCCACCGCCGUCACCGCCGUCGCCUCGUCUUCAUCCUCGUCCAUCUGGCAGCCCAGCGAGGCGAGCAUGAUCCAUCACCAAAUUACAGAACUGGCCAACAAGCGCAUCUCCACCCUCGACUACCUGCGCAAGGCGCACGAGGGACGCGUCUACUGGUUCAACACCUAUCUCUUUGACAGGCCCGAUCUCGCGCGUAUGCCCUACUUUGACCCGCGCAAGCUCGCCCGUCGUGCCACAAACUUCCUCCUCCUCGGCCUUUCCGUCCCCACCAUCAACGACCUCUACUCGUCCUCGGCCAUCGAGUUCCUCCGCUGCCUCAACGCCCUGCUCUCCGAGUUCGAUUCCUUCCAGCAGCUCCACGGCGACUCCUCCGCCACUCUGACCCGCGCCCGCCUGCCCAACAUGUUCCGCCGCCCCGGGGGCAAGUCGCGCCGCUCCGCCUCGGCCGCCGACAUUGCCGACGAGUCUCAGUCCUUCCCCGCCGUCCCGGGCGGCGCCAACGGUGGCGCCCCCUCUGUCAUGACCUUUGCCGCCGCCGAGUCGGACCUCCUCCCCGGCGAGGAGUACACGUACCUCCUGACGCCCUCGUUGCCUUUUGAGCCCGACUUCUUCGAGACGUUUGCAACGCUGUGCGACGUCCUCAUCGACUCGUACACGCGCUUCCUCACCCUCGUGCCCACCCCGCGCGAGUGCUCCUCCCCUGUCGCCGAGCUCUUCUCCAAAGCCGACGCCCGGCUGCGCAAAAUCAUCGUCCAGGGCGCCGUCAAGGAAUUUGAGGACCACAGUAGGAGCCAGGUCAAGGCCGAGGUGGCCAGCAUAGGCAAAGUGGUCCUCGGCGGGCUGAUGUGA